GGCAACGGGGUCAUAAAGGCAUGUCAAUAAUUAAUGUGAACCUUUGGAUGAAGUUUUCAGAGCAGAGCAGUGCCGUCUGCCUCGUCCUCGUCCGUCAGCUCCAACACACUGAAAAGCUGCAGCUCCAGACCAGUAAGUACAAAGUGGAAGAAGUGGGAGGCAGACGACAGGUGAGGAGAACCAGAGGCUUCGCUUCGGCUCAGACUGGCGCCAUGGGCUGCUGAAUGAAUGAACCCGCUGAAGCUUCAGCAUGAAGUCGUCUUCAUCAUCAGCCAACUCCACCUCAGAGACGCCACCACAGGAAACUCAGCUCCUCCCGUCUUCAUCGGCUCCUCCUGCUCCUCUUCCUCGUCUGUCUCUGCAAAGUCCAGAGCUGCAAGCUGCGUUUCUACGAGAGAGUCAGAACAAAGUUGAGUUGCGCAGAAAAACCAGUGAAUCCAGCAUCGUCGGCUCUCCUUUCUCCCCUCUUUCCCUUUUUUCUUCCUCGUCGCCCCCGCCCUCCCCUUUCACCCCCUCUUCCUCACCCCGGAGCUCCUCGUCCUCCUCACCUUCACCGUCUCCUCACCACAGCAACAGGCCAGCUCGUCUCUCGCUGUCCAGCCCUGAGCUGCUCUCUGAGCUAAAACAGCACCGGAGGCGUUCCCUCCAUCAUGUUCCUGCACACAAUGGAAUGACCACUGUGUUCUCUGGACGAGGAAGAGGAGGAGGACGGGCGUCUGGCUCCACUCCCACCACACAAGCAGCCAAUCAGAAGGCGUCAAGCCGAGGUCGUCAGAGCAGAUGAUGUGAACCAGAGGCCACAAGCUUCAGCUCCAUCGUUUUCUACAGUCUUCAAACAAAACCCUGCAAUAUUUGUAACUUACAUAAAAUCCUCUGUAUGAAUGAAAAGUAAACUACAGCAGUGUUUUGUUUCUAACUGCGCUUUUCUAGACAUAAGAAUAAUAUUAUAUCAUAUUUACACACAUCUCUGUCAAAACCUGUAGACCUUAACGCAAGUCACUUUCGAACAAACUCAGUUUAGUGUCUUUAGUGUCAGUGGAAAUCAGGAAACAUGUUCGAUGAGAAAAAACUUGUAUUUAUAGUGUCAAGCAUCACAAAGCUGCAUGUUUAAUUUGUACCUUUAAAAGGAAUUUUUGCACUGAUUUUGCAUAGGGGUUAACCAAAACGACAUUGGGUAGUAUGUAAGAAUGAAGGGACACUCACAUUCCUCCAUAUUGUCUACACUACAGUUCAAAAGUUUGGGGUCACUCAGAAAUGUCCUGUUAUUGACAGUAAAGCACAGUUUUUUGCAAUGAAAAUAGCUUCAAACUAUUCAGAAAUACACUGUAUACACUGCUAAUGUGGUAAAUGACUAUUUUAGCUGCAAAUAGCAACUGCAAAAUGUUUUUUGAUGCAAUAAAUACAUAGGCGUAUGGAGGCCGAUUUCCAGCGA
This is a messenger RNA of Betta splendens (Siamese fighting fish), 1432 nucleotides long. RefSeq lists its product as uncharacterized. Bases 251 to 784 code for a protein of 177 amino acids. Lineage: Eukaryota; Metazoa; Chordata; Actinopteri; Anabantiformes; Osphronemidae. The transcript is spliced from 5 exons. The record is from RefSeq and is a predicted model, not a curated record.